AUGACCCACAAUCUGCCUCUCAAUACGACCUGGGAGAGCGUGAACACAUCCGAUUCCUCAAGAUUGCAGGAAAAUGCUCUGACCCACCAGAACGUCACCUACGUGGACUUCUACCUCCACAAGCCCUCUGUGGCUGCCGUCUUCACCAUCUCCUACCUGCUGAUCUUUGUGGCGUGCAUGGUCGGCAACGGGGUGGUGUGCUUCAUUGUGUUGCGCAGUAAAAACAUGCGCACGGUCACCAACCUGUUCAUCCUCAACCUCGCCAUCAGUGACCUGCUGGUUGGCAUCUUCUGCAUGCCAACCACUCUGGUGGACAACAUCAUAACAGGAUGGCCAUUUGGCAGGGUAGUGUGUAAACUGAGUGGUAUGGUUCAAGGGAUUUCUGUGUCAGCAUCUGUGUUCACUCUCGUGGCGAUAGCUGUUGACAGGUUCCGCUGCAUUGUCUACCCUUUCAAGCAGAAGCUGACCAUCACCACCUCCAAGCUAAUUAUUGUCAUCAUAUGGGUCCUGGCUGUGUCCAUCAUGUGUCCCUCCGGGGUCAUGCUCCAGGUCACAAAGGAGCAGAGGGUGCGGAUAGUCCUCGGUCGCAACAAUGAUACUCGCCCCUUCUACUGGUGCCGGGAAAAUUGGCCCAAUCAGGAGAUGCGGAAAAUCUACACCACCGUCCUCUUCGCCAACAUCUUCCUUGCCCCUCUCAGCCUUAUUGUCAUCAUGUACGCCCGCAUCGGCUUCACCCUCUUUAAGACCACAAUACCUCAGAUGAGGGUCGGCGGAAUUGUGCCUGGUGAAGGGAGCGGCAACAACAAACUAAACAUGGAAAGUCGUCACAUAAUUUCAAGGAAAAAGAAGAGGGCGAUCAUGAUGCUGCUGGUUGUGGCUCUGCUCUUCGUAAUUUCCUGGCUGCCCUUGUGGACGCUCAUGAUGCUGAGCGACUACGCCAGCCUCACGGAGCACCAGUAUCGCGUCAUCAACAUCUACGUGUAUCCCUUGGCUCACUGGCUGGCCUUCUUCAACAGCAGCAUCAACCCCAUCAUCUACGGGUUCUUCAACGAGAACUUCCGCAGGGGCUUUCAGGCGGCUUUCAAGUUCCAGCUGUGCUCUGCUGAAAUACAGCACCAGAGAACGUACUCCCAUCGGAUAAGAGGGAACGCUGUGCUCCCCGUCCAGGCUGCCAUACUCAGCAGAUCAGGCUCGAAAGUGGGAUCGGUGUUGGUGGGGAAUGGGAAGUGCUCAUGUCAGGAAGAGGGGCGUUUGUCUGGUAGACAUGAUGUUAAUGAACAGGACCUGAUCAUUGAAGAUCUGGAAAAGGUGUCCCAUAUUUAG
Molecule: messenger RNA, 1323 nt
Organism: Paralichthys olivaceus (Japanese flounder)
Lineage: Eukaryota; Metazoa; Chordata; Actinopteri; Pleuronectiformes; Paralichthyidae
Product: neuropeptide FF receptor 2-like
Biological process (GO): regulation of adenylate cyclase activity; cellular response to hormone stimulus; regulation of cAMP-dependent protein kinase activity
Cellular component (GO): plasma membrane
Molecular function (GO): peptide binding; neuropeptide receptor activity; opioid receptor binding
Source: RefSeq, a predicted model, not a curated record